Molecule: messenger RNA, 2934 nt
Organism: Blepharisma stoltei
Lineage: Eukaryota; Ciliophora; Heterotrichea; Heterotrichida; Blepharismidae
Source: the annotation of a GenBank genome assembly
AUGGAAUCCAGCUUAUAUGCUCUUUUGUUAGCAAUUUUUAUCGACACAAUCCUUUUCUCUAUUUUCUUUGGUUUCUUUGUAGUGUAUCGAAGACUCAGAAGUCGCCCUCUUGAAGUUGAUAUCGAAGACAUCGAAAUAAAAGAGCCUUAUAUAAACGAAUCUCGAUAUGAUGUUUUAGAUAUUUUUCGGAUUGUUAAGAACAUGCAAGAUAUGGACUUUUUCAAAAGCCUAGGAGAGUGAGGAUAUCUUUACUUAGUCCUCCAUCGGUAUAUGCAGCAAAUUUUUUAUUCAAAUUUGAUUAUAGGCGUUGGAGUCUUGGGAAUUAUUUAUGCAUGUGGGACUUCUGAAGUAGAUGGAGGGUUAGAUUAUGUAAGCAUUGAGCAUGUUAUUGAUGACGAUUAUAUGCUCAUUGCUCCUGCGUUUUGUAUAUUUAUUUUCUCAUUUGUGAUUUAUUAUACAAAUAAUAAUAAAUUAUUAAAUAAAUUGAAAAAUUUUAAUUUUAUGAGAAAUAUAGCUUGUGGAGUAUAUUACAUUUAUAGCUUUUACCAACAGACCCUUAAGUCAGAUUUUUCAACUAUCGCAAAUUUGCCACAAGAAUACACUGUUUAUAUGACAAAUAUUCCGAAAGACUACCCGCCUGACCAAUUAUCGGAAAAACUUUUUGUAUGGUUUCGAGAAAAUUAUGGAAAAGGGGUUAGACAUGUAUAUGUUGUCCCUAAUUAUUUUAAUGCUUACGAGCUGUUUUUAGAAUAUGAUGAAUUAGCUAAAAAUUUGAAAUUUUACCUUCAUGAGCUGGAAACCAAACAAAUUCGACCAAGAAUAUGGGUUUUUGAUAAAUGCCCCAAAAAAGUAUAGAGGUUUCCUCUAUAUAGCGCUAAAAGCGCAGACAUUUUCCCAGGAGCUUUCCAAGUUCGUCGGACCAAAUCGCUUUUUGGUCCGACCAAGGCAUUGAUUUGGUGCAACCUACCGAUAAAUUCCGAUCAGAAUUUAUCGGCCUUACAGCGCCAAACAUAGGAAACUUCUAUAUGCUUUUUCCUUUGUUUUGUCCUGGGACAUAUUUUUUAAAUUUCUGAUAGAAAAUCAAGGCAAAAUGGUAUAGAUGCUAUUGAUUACACAAGAGACAGAAUGACAAAACUAUAUGAAGGAAUAGAAGACGCCAAAGCAAAGGGAAAAGGGAUCAACUGUGGAGCAUGCUUUGUAGUCUGUGGAAAUAAAGCUUUAGCAAGAGAAUUGUCAGAGCCUUAUAUUGCCAGAAAUGAAGAACUGCACAGCGAAAAAUGGAAAAAAAGAAUGGCCCCAGCUCCUUCUGACAUUAAAUGGGAAAACAUUGGUUUAACAGCUGCUGACACUUUUUUACAGCGACUAUUUUAUAAUACUUUAUUUAUUGUUUUAUUCCUUGGCAUUUUUACAGAAACUGCUAUUGAAAGAUAUACAGACGCAUUACUUGAGUCUUUUAGUGCUCCAGACUGGCUGAACGAUAUUUUGAUCCUUUAUAUCCCUUCCCUUUUAUUACUUUUCUAUCAGCAGGUCAUUUUACCUGAAAUUGUGGAUUUUUUGAUUUAUCUUGAAAAACAUGACAAUAACGCUGAAGCCACUUCAAGUGCGUUCAGAAAAUAUUCCUAUCACAAUUAAAUCUAUUUAUUUUUAAUUAUUAUAAUUAUAUUCAAUUAGUAUCCGUAUAUUUAUUUUAUUUAAUUUUUUACGUUUUCUUUUACCCACUUUUAGGACUUGAAAUUUGGGAAAUUUUUGAAGUCAUUUUUGAUGUUGACAAAAACUGAAAUGACGUGUUUGCUGAUGGGAUUUUAGAUGCAGGAGAAUUUUUUAUUAUUUUUAUGGUCCACCAAGCGUUUAUUAAAAAUGGGCUUGAUUUAUUAGUCCUUGCGAAGUAUGCUAAAGUAAAAGCAAGGAUGAUCUUAGCUACCACAUCUAUUGAAAGUGCCCUGGCAUAUCAAGCUGACGAUUUCAGGUUUCCUUUUGAGUUCGCUGUAACAUUGAAUACUUAUAUAAUCGCUGCCACUCUUUCUAUUGUGUAUCCUUUUAUUUUGCUCCCAGCAGCACUGUUUUUCUUUAUGAGGGUAAUUGUUACUUAGUAUAUUGUCCAUAAGCAUAAACAUUAGUUAGGCUUAUAGAAAAGUCUACUGUAUCUCCUGAAUGACUACCUCUGCCCAUAACACUUCCCCGCCUGCUUGCCAAUUUCUUUUGUGACAUCGUAAAGGUUGCUCCUACUGGACGAAGGCCUACAAUUAUUGCCAGUAGUUGGAUGAGUCGUAUUGCCGCAAUGCACAAAGCAAAGGUCCCCUAUCUUCUGGUUGACUCUGGGUUAAUAGAAAUCCGAAGCCCACGGUGUAAAUUCUGGUUCUCGCUAGGGAAAAGUCCUGAUUGUUCUGGCAAUUAGAUGCUGGCCUCACUGAUUACUUUUGUAACGUUCAGCUCCAUUUCCCUCUCGGACAAAACCUUUAUCUUGAAGAAAGCAUGCGGCUGGCUACCCAAUAUUCCCGGAUGCCAUCAAGGUCCCUGCCCCUAUUAAACAUAGGACCAGCUACAAUUGGUCCGCCGCUCCAUUUUAAUUUAUACAUUCUCCAUAAGCAUAAUUUAUUAUGCGUAUUUUUUGUCAAUAAAAGCUCAUCAGCGAUUUCUGUGCUAUUUUUGGUACUAGUUGGACUAUCAAUUUCUGCAUAUUUUAUGCAGAUUUCGACAGCAAGCACAAUGUAUAAAAAUAAUAAAGACGGGUAUUUGAUUUUUAACGCUUUUAUGAAUUGUUUCACAGUUGUUCUAUUUAUAGCCUUAGCCUUUGUGUUUUACUCGCUGGCUGGGAAAGGAAGAUCAAAGAGCUACAAAGAGGAGGAAGAAGAAAAAAUUCUGAUUAAAGUGGAUCCAAGGCUAUAUGAGCAUCCACUGGAUACAGCUAUUUUGGAAGAUCAUCGAAUUGAAUAA